AUGUUCGCCAUGUCGCACCAUACCUACGCCUACGCGGCGCCAUCAACUCAAGCCCCUACAAGGCAUUACUCCAACCACAGCACCAGCAGCGCCUUCAGCAGCUCCGCGAACCCCGACGAGGACUGGACCAAAAUCUCGGAUCUCGCCGAGCGCAGGAGGAUACAGAACCGCAUUGCUCAGCGCAACUACCGCAAGAAGCUCAAGAAGCGCUUGGAGGACCUGGAGAGGCGGGCGGGAACCUCGGAGGAGGCUUUGUCAUCUGUGAACGAGAAGCCGAGCCCACCAACCAAGACCAAGCGCACACAGACCACCAAGGCGCAGCAGAGGCAGUCACCGCCUGCUCCCGUGAAGCCGGCAAUGCAGAGUCAAUAUACGCCCCCCAUGCACCACGACGAUGAGUACCUCUUCCCACCAUGCUACGACGAGCGCCAGCGGUCGCACAGCCCUCCCAUGUUCACCUACUCCACGUAUCCGCCCCCGCCCGAGGAGCAGAUGAUGAUACCGCCAUUCGGGGCUGUACAGAGUUACCGGCCUAUGCCGGCCGAAUCCUACCCUGAGUACCUCUCGCCAACGCCAGUUCCAAUCCCGGUGGCGCUGCCGUCCAUGACGCAUUUUAGCGACGCCAUAAAGCGGGAGACGGCUUACCCCGGCGCGCCGGUGGACGAGGGUCUGCCGCCCUUCAUGAACUACAACAACUACUCUCUCCCGGGCAUGGACAUGAGCGCUGGCCACGCUUCACCCUACGAUCAGUUGCCACAUACUCCGCCUCUCUCACAACACUCGUACGACCACUCGGCGGCCUGCUCGGACUCGGGGAGCUACGACGCAUACCCAACAACGCCAUUGUCUAUGCCGGGCUCACCCAGUCUGGUCCAGCACUCGUAG
Messenger RNA from Parathielavia appendiculata, 885 nucleotides. RefSeq lists its product as uncharacterized. Gene Ontology annotation, biological process: regulation of DNA-templated transcription. The transcript is spliced from 3 exons. Gene Ontology annotation, molecular function: DNA-binding transcription factor activity. The record is from RefSeq and is a predicted model, not a curated record. The coding region runs from base 1 to 885 and encodes 294 amino acids. NCBI's taxonomy places the organism in Eukaryota, Fungi, Ascomycota, Sordariomycetes, Sordariales, Chaetomiaceae.